Molecule: messenger RNA, 1665 nt
Organism: Aureobasidium musti
Lineage: Eukaryota; Fungi; Ascomycota; Dothideomycetes; Dothideales; Saccotheciaceae
Source: the annotation of a GenBank genome assembly
AUGGGUCAGCUGGACUCGUUGCCUCGAGAACUUCUAUACUUGGUUCUCGAACAUUGCAGCUUUGACGACUGCAAAAAUCUACGCGCGACGUGCAGAUAUAUCAGCGGCCUGUCCAAUCCGCGAGUAUUCCAAACGUAUUAUAUCGCCUUCUUCCAAUCGCAUCUGGAAAGAUUUGUGGAGCUAUCGUCAAGACCAGACAUUGCAAGAUGCAUAAAACGCCUGGUCUUCGUAGGAGAUGUGUUACCACAGAUGGAUUGGAUUGGCACCUACGAAGGUCUCAUCGAUAUGCGCGCUCCUUGGUCAUCUUUCUCGAAGAAGUACAUUGAGGAAAGGACUACAGUGGAUCCAGCACGUAUGGACAGCCGUCUAUCUUCAGAUGACGAGUACGAUUGCCGUAUGCGAAUAUUGACUGAAAGACAAGAUCUUCGUCAUGCGGCAUAUAAAGAAUAUGACAACAUGCCCAAGCACACCCUCAGUCCUGAACAAGUGCAAUAUCACUUCGAACAGUACGCAGCAUAUCGCCAGCAACAACUAGAAUGGGGUCCGGACGAUCUGUUCCUCGACGCACUAUCACGCCUGCCAAAUCUAACAUCCGUCGAGAACGCAAAGCAUGGCUUCGCUGACAAUCAUCUCCAUUUUCCCUGGAACAGGAUCGAGAAAGACAUUAUCCUCAACCCCAACAACUGGAUGCAGCUUCACGCUGUCGAAGUUGACGACGAAGAGGAAGUACAUGUCGUAGACGUGUUGAAAUAUCCCAUCCACAUGAAGCAUGCGGAUUCUCUUCUAGCUGCAAUCGGACAUCGUGCGACUUCCACAUACGCAUCGCCUAUCCGAACUCUACGCCUUGUCAAUGUUGGUGGACAACCAUUUCUCGACUUGGACGAGCAUUACCGUCCUCCAGAAUAUCAUACGGAGCUUUCAGUUGUGAAUCGCACUAGGGAUGAACUGCCUCAGGAGUUGGUCUCUGCCAAAAUACAGGGGCUGUCCCAUUUGGAAAGACUAGAGCUGGAUGUGAGUUAUUGCGCACCUGCCUCGCAUAAUCCGGAGCUCGGCAAUGCGACGCAGACGUGGCAGACCAAGCAACUCUUCCAAGAGAUCCAUGCUAUCUUAUCGCAAGCAGCACACUCCCUAAAGACCUUGAAACUUCAGUGUCGUGACGACGAAAGCAGCUGGGCUGUCGAGGAGCGGCCUAUGGACCCUGAGGACGACACCAUAGGCCAUCUGUAUAUCCCUACAUUACCACAACUAGAACUCUUACGGCUGAGUUGUAACGCAACCGAGAGAAGUUUGAUCGAGCUCCUACGCGCACAGUCAAAGACACUACGCUGUCUCGAAAUUGUAGACUGCAACCUAAAUGAAGGCACCUGGAACUCUGUGCUCCGUCAAGUGCCAGAAAUCUUCGAGUCCGGCCUCCAACGCAUCUACCUCGAAGGUCUACACGACGAAGACUACCCACAGGAUACAGGCGACGAAGCUUUAUUCGAAGAUGGCUUGGAUGUAGGAGAGNGAGCACAUCCCCACGAUCGCGCGAUUCUCAAGUAUCUGCUGCAUGGUGGGGAGAUGCCCGAAUUGGAUUUCAAUAGUUGGUAUGAGCGUAACCGCGAGCUUGCUGACAGGGGCAUUACUGAGUGGGAGGAUGAGCUACUCGAGUCAGAGGUGCCGUAA